This is a messenger RNA of Helianthus annuus (common sunflower), 645 nucleotides long. RefSeq lists its product as uncharacterized. The coding region runs from base 1 to 645 and encodes 214 amino acids. The transcript has 2 exons. The record is from RefSeq and is a predicted model, not a curated record. Lineage: Eukaryota; Viridiplantae; Streptophyta; Magnoliopsida; Asterales; Asteraceae.
AUGGAGACUGUUAUGGACGUUCAAGGCUUGUGGGAGUCCAUUGAAUCGCCUGCCAAUGUUGUGUUAGACGAGAAGAAAAACAAAACGGCUCGAUCAUUCAUCUUCCAAGCGAUCCCAGAAGACGUCUUGUUGCAAGUGGCAAAGAAGAAGACGGCGAAGGAGAUUUGGAAAUCGUUGAAGACGAGAUAUGUCAGUGCCAAUCGGGUUCAGAAGGCACGUCUACAUACUGUCACUAGUGAAUUUGAAUCGUUGAAGAUGAAAGACGAGGAGUCAAUUGAUGAUUUCACGGGAAAAUUUCACGGGUUAAGGCUUGAAGACGGCAAAUUGGUUAGAAAAUUGUUCGACGCGGUCCCGGAUAGGUAUCUCCAACUCGUUGCGUCGAUGGAACAAUAUUCGGAUGCGGACAGUAUGCCGUUUGAGGAGGCUGUAGGGCAUUUAAAAGCAUAUGAAGAUCGGUUGAAAUUGAGGAAGGGAAACACAUCAAGUGAGAGUGGGUUGCUACUCACUCAAUCCGAGUCACACUUGGGUCAGAAAUCACUGGGCAAAGGGUAUUCGUCUGGUGGAAAGGGACGUGGUUCGAAUGUUGAACAAGGUGGAAGACACAACACAUGGGGCAGGCAGUCGCACCGAGGAAGAGGUGGUUGA